UCGGAAACGGGUACCCCUGCCACGGGUAGGCUCGGCCAGUCCAAAAAGUUGGACCACAGUGCGGCCGACGCCACCGUACCACCCGCGGCUUCCGACCCGCAAAUCCCCGGGACGUCUCGCGAGUGCCUCCCAACCGGCACCAGCGCCGAACAAGUUAAUGUUCCCCUCAGUUGCAGGUCUCGCGCUUCGAGCUCUACGCGAUCAUCGGCCACGAUUAGGGCACGACGAUUGACCGCGGAGGCCCACUUGGCCCGCAAAAGCAUAGAAAGGGAACAGGAGCUCUUUCAACGCGAGCUCGACAACCAACGGAAACUCCUUGAGCAGUUUAAACAGGUAGAACAGCUUGAACUUGAAGCGAAAAUAGCCGCCUUAGAAGCCGAGGAGCGAUCCAAUCACACGAAAAUACGGCGCGUCUAUAUAACGCACUCCGCGGGCCCGCCCGGGAGGCCGUCGCCUCUUUACUCAACACCGCGGCAGCUUCCGAAGAUAUCAUGGCAGCACUCGAACGUACAUUUGCUUGUCCCGAAAUGAUUGUCUUCGGCGAAGUACAGAUUUUAAAAACGCUGCCUCGGCUCGGGCCUGACCUAAAGGAGAUAGGUAUUUUCGCUAAUAAGGUACGCAAUUCUUUGUCUACUAUGAAAUUACUCGGCCUACGAGAAUAUUUACAAUCGCCAGAGCUGUUUCAUAAUAUUCUAGGAAAAUUUAACCCUUUAAUGAAAAUGAGAUGGUCUGAUUAUGCGUCAGAUUUGUCAGAAACGUCAAACCAUCUCAAGUCAAAGUUAGAACUUUUAUCUGACUUUCUAACACGCGAACACGAACGCUAUAUUAAAUUCGCUUUAUCGCCAGAAGUAGGGCUUUCUAUGUCUAUACCGCAACAAUCACGAGUACAUUUUCCAAUGAAUAAACCAUUUAAACGUGAAAAUAUACAUGCCGUCACUCAUGACAAAAAUAAAACAACUGGUAACAUAGUGUGUUUAUUGUAAAAAAUCCCACAAUAUUAAAAACUGUACUCAAUUUACGUCGUUAUCUGUUGACGAUAGGUGGCGAUGGUUGCGUGAACACAAAGUUUGUUAUAAAUGUCUAAAAGACAACUCACACCUAUGCAAAUUAUGCAAAAGCAACCCUUGCGGGGUCGAUGGUUGUACUUUUCGACACAACCCUCUUUUGCACGGCAGGCAGGAUACGUUUAGAUCACCGCCUACACCCGAUACACGGAUUAAUAACGUCAUUUGCGUUCCUGCGGCUGAAAGUGAUAUCCAGGUGUCGGACAAUAAUGUGACUGUGUCAAAUAUAGGUAUAUCGUGUAAUCAACAUAAAACAUCUAAUGAAAUAUGUUCAAAUAUUACAAUGUUGAAAGUUUUACCAGUGACACUGUCAGGGCCAAAUGGCAGCUAUGAAACCUUCGCGUUUCUCGAUGAUGGCAGCACUGCGACUAUGAUCGAUUGUAAAGUGGCUGCUCGCUUAGGUUUAAUAGGACCUGAAGAGUUCAUAACUGUCAAUGGUAUCAUGGGUUUACAAAAAACUACAAAGGUAAGAUACGUUGACUUUUACAUAAGAGGUAAAUAUGAAUCUGAUAUCCAUUUGGUAAAUCAUGCUAAGGCUGUACAAUCGUUAGGCUUGAACGAACAAACUCUAUCUAGAGAGACUAUUGAAUCUUAUGCUCACUUAAAAGACCUAGCCGAAUACUUGACAUAUGCUGACGCUACACCAACCGUACUUAUUGGUGCUGAGCAUUGGCAUCUGUCAAUAUGUCGCGAGGUUUGUGAAGGCAGACGUAACGAGCCCGCCGCUUGUCGCACUUUGCUUGGGUGGACUUUGUAUGGACCAACGAGUAGCAAAACCAAGCCAGUCGAGUUCGUCAACCAUUGUCAGUUAGACCGCACUGAACCUUCUGAAAAUGAACGCCUGGAGUCACUGAUAAAGGAGCAAUACAAACUCGACUCGCUCGGUAUCUCUAAGCGCGAGACUCUAUUUAGCAAGCUAGACUCCCGUGCCGUCGAGAUUCUUGAUGCUACCACCACACGCUUACCGACCGGUAGAUAUGAAGUAGGUCUUCCGUGGCGUGACAACAUACAGUGUGUUCCCGAUAGCUGCCCGCAAGCUUUAUCAAGAUUUCUAAGCCUCGAAAGGAGAAUGAUUCGUGAGCCCGCCUUCGCUGACGCGUAUAAAAAGUUUAUUGAUAACAUGAUUGCUAAAAAUUAUGCUGAGGAGUGCGAUUCCGGCACUUAUUAUAAUCAUCUUAUCACUAAAAGCGUCAACACCAGCAUUGAUCUCAAACACGAUACCAAUUUAGGCGAUUAUUCAAAUAAAAUUCACACCUUAUCUGAUAACUUACAACCUAGUACAGUCAGUCCGAAUAAAACAGAAACAAAUUUUGACAUUGAGCUGUCAAGUGUGAAUAACAAUAAAAAUAAAUUAAAAACCGAAUCUGAACCUAAUAAAAGUGACAUUAACGCAAGAAUAAGGUGGUAUUUGCCUCAUUUUGGCGUGUACCAUCCACAAAAACGUAAACUUCGUGUUGUCCACGACGCAGCCGCGACUAAUCAGGGUGUUUCAUUAAACUCGUUGCUGCUUCAAGGACCUGAUCUUUUAGAAAAUUUAUUAGGUAUUUUAUUUCGGUUCAGAGAGGGCGCUGUUGCUAUAACAGCUGAUAUUAAGGAAAUGUUUCCUCAAAUAAAAAUCCGUGAACAAGAUCGUGACGCACUACGUUUUUUAUGGCGCGACGUUCAGUCAAGGGAAACAAUGCCUCUAAAAGAAUAUCGGAUGACAGCUGUCAUUUUUGGAGCAUCGUCCAGCCCUUUCACUGCGUUGUACAUUAAACAUAAAAACGCUAUGUCACACCAAGAUUCGUAUCCAGCGGCAGCCAACGCAAGUAUCCAUAGUUCCUAUAUGGACGACUUCUUGGAUAGUCUGGACGAUGUUGACGAAGCUGCACAGAUGGCAUCCGAUGUUGUGACUAUUCAUCGUAACGCAUGUUUCGAAAUGUGUGGCUGGAAUUCUAACGAUCAGGGAGCAUUGCGUCUUGUACCGACUGAACUGCGCGCCGUCCAGCCUAGUGAGAUGUCACUUGGCAGUGAAUCAAGUAGCGUCAGAGCCUUAGGUGUUUCAUGGGAUCCUAUUUCGGACACUGUCGGAUUUAGGACUGGUUUAGAAGGUCUCAUACUACAGGGCAGUUUUAAUAAACGCAAAGUGUUGUUCCACCUCAUGAAAGUAUACGACCCACUAGGUUUGUUGGGCCCAAUAGUGGUCAAAGGGCGUAUACUGCUUCAGGAGGCGUGGAGAUCCAAUAUUGACUGGGACACACCAUUUCCACCAUCACAGAUUUUAAAGUGGAACGAGUGGUUUAAGGAACUGUCUGACGUAUCUACAAUUAGGAUUCCACGAUGGUACGCCAAGCUCAAUGGAGAACCUCUACACAGGGAGCUACACAUUUUCGCGGACGCAAGCGAGUUGGCCUUUGCCACCGUCGCUUAUUGGCGCUUAUUGUAUGCAGAUGGUACAGUCAAGCUCGCACUCAUCACCAGUAAGACGAGAGUCUCACCUUUGAAGCCCAUUUCAAUUCCUCGUCUAGAAUUGCAGGGCGCUUUGAUAGCUUCUCGCCUUGCUGUCACUAUUAAAGAGUUUCAUAAGAAAAAACCUUUACGAACUUUCCUGUGGACAGAUUCAAGAACUGUCCUCGGUUGGCUCAGAAGUGACGCACGAACGUACAAACCCUUUGUGGCCCAUCGCGUAGGAGAAAUUACAGAAAAUACGCGCGUGCAAGAUUGGAAAUGGGUCCCAACUGAUUUGAACGUUGCGGACGAUGCCACUAGGAUUAAGCCGCUUCAUCUUAAUCCUAACCACCGAUGGUUUACAGGUCCCUCGUUCCUUCUCGAUCCACCGGAGAAUUGGCCUGUUGAACCAGCUGGUCAGCCUAUAGUCCAGGAAGAGCGGAAGCAGACUUCUGGACUUGUGGUUGGUCAUCUGACAAUUACCGCGGAUUUCAGUCGUUUUAGUGACUGGCUACGAUUACUUCGUGCUACUGCUCGCGUUUUGCAAGCUGCGUCUAAAUUUCGCUCGGCUUUAGAUCGCGUAGGUCGCGUUGCUCCUAGCACCGAUGUUAGGCUUCGUCAACGUACGAAUAGACCUACGUCCACCACUCUAAUCCCCCUGACAGCGGAACUUAUGGAAGCCGCAGAAAGGCACGUCCUGAAGAAAGUACAGUCUGAAUCAUUUAGUGACGAAAUCCCAAUAAUAGAACGUGGAGAAUUGAUACCAAAGAGUAGUCGCCUGGCGAAGCUUUCUCCCAGAAUGGGGCCAGACAACUUGUUGCACCUAGCUGGCAGAAUCGUUGCCGUACAAGACGUCGGUUCCGAGAUCAAGUUUCCAAUCAUUCUAGAUGGACGACACCCAGUAGUGCGCUUAUUGGUCAAUUUCUACCAUCGCAAGGCUGGACAUGCAAACAAUGAAAUGGUGGUCAAUGAGGUUCGACAAAAAUAUUGGCUUCUUCAUCUGCGCAGUACUGUUCGAAGCGUCACCAGCAAAUGUUUGUCCUGUCGCAUCAAAAGAGCAAAGCCAAUGAAUCCGAUGACCGGUAACCUUCCUCCUCAGCGGCUUGCCCACCACCGCCGCCCAUUCACGUACACUGGCUUGGAUUAUUUCGGCCCGAUAAAUACCAAGAUCGGCCGAAGACAAGAGAAACGUUAUGUGGCCCUGUACACCUGCAUGACAUCCAGAGCCGUUCACCUGGAGCUUGUACAUUCCCUUUCUGCUGACUCCGCAAUAAUGAGCCUGCGACGGUUUAUUGCUAGAAGAGGCGCUCCCAAUACUGUAUAUUCUGACAACGGUACAUGUUUUGUUGGUGCAGACCGAAUUCUACGCGAAUUUUAUCAGAACGAGGUCUACGAUUUUGCUGCCAAUAGAGGAAUAAAGUGGAGCUUUAUCCCUGCCGCUGCUCCUUUUUUCGGCGGAUGCUGGGAGAGACUGAUUCGCACCGUCAAAGUCGCGCUGAAUGCCACAUUACGAGAAAGAGAACCUAAUCCCGAAGUCCUAGUAACUCUCCUUCUAGAAGCUGAGGCAAUUGUAAAUUCUCGACCUCUGACCCAUGUCCCUAUUGGCCCUGAAGACCAGGAAACCCUAACGCCCUUCCACUUUCUAAUUGGCUCAUCUUCUAACCAGGUUCUGCCUGCAACCCUUGACGACCGAGACCUUUUAAGACGUGCUGACUGGAGGAAGGCGUUGAGAUUGGCCGACCACUUUUGGAACCGAUGGGUAAAAGAAAUUCUGCCAACCAUGCAACCUCGCCAGAUAGCGGAGAACAGAGAGCACGACUUGACUCUUGGCGACUUAGUCAUCAUUGUAGACCAGAACCUACCCCGAGGAACCUGGCCACGCGGCCGCGUCGUUGCUACAUUCCCUGGCAGAGACGGAGUGGUCAGGGUGGUGGACGUAGCCACAUCAGGUGGAAUUCUUCGUCGACCUUCUAAAAAAUUGGUCAGAUUAGAGGCAUAAAGUCUCAGUUUAUAUCUAGUCUGGCUAGUUUUGUGUGCUUUCGCACACAAGGGGGUGGGAUGUUAAGGGUGUAUAUGUAAAUAGGUUUUGAUACGUUUACACUAUUAUCUAUGUCUAGUCUUAAGUUCUUUUUUAAUUCCAUAUUUAAAUUCUAAUGUUAUUUUGACUGUUUAUAUUUUUGUACGUCAGUUCGCAAAAUAAAUCCAUCGAAACUA
Molecule: messenger RNA, 5705 nt
Organism: Cydia pomonella (codling moth)
Lineage: Eukaryota; Metazoa; Arthropoda; Insecta; Lepidoptera; Tortricidae
Exons: 2
Coding region: 1348-5490 (1380 amino acids)
Biological process (GO): DNA integration
Molecular function (GO): nucleic acid binding
Source: RefSeq, a predicted model, not a curated record